GUUUUCUCGUUAGCAGCUGAAUAGCGGUGUAACCACGAGGGGCCGUCAUGCCGCAGCAGAAGGACAUCGUGAAGAUAGCCAUCCAGAUGCCCGGGGCCUACCCCCAGCUCAUACAACUGGACCAGAAAAAACCUCUGUCUGCUGUGAUCAAGGAGGUGUGCGACGGGUGGAAUCUCCCCGGGUCCGACAACUACGCCCUGCAGUAUGCUGACGGAGUGCAGAUGUACAUCACCGAAUCGGUCAGUCGGCAACACGUUUCAACAGACGUGACCUUUGCUCAGGAGUUCAUCAGCCGAGACGGACACCUCUUAUUGGUCAAGAUUGUAGAAGACUCUAAUGAGAGUAAUGUGAUCAUGACGCACACGCUGACGGGGUUCAUGGAGCUGAUGGAUCACGGGAUCGUUUCGUGGGAGAACCUCUCCUCUGUCUUCAUCAAAAAGAUCGCCGGCUUUGUGAACGCCAAGUCGACCGACGCCUCGAUACAGCAGGUGUGCUUGGACAUCCUGGAGAGCAUGGUGCUCAGCAGCCACAGCCUUUUCCUGCAUGUCAAACAGGAAAUCACCAUGGAGAGGCUCAUUGCUCACCUUCAGGUGACAAAUCAGCAGAUACAAACCAAAGCCAUGGCCUUACUCAUGGCCCUGCUGCAAACAGCCGGAGACUCGGACCGAAAGGAUAUGUUUGAUUUCCUGACUAAGAAGAGUGUCCGUCAGUACAUAUAUAAGAAUAUAAUCCACAGUUCUGGUUCAGUCCAAGACGAGAUGGCCCACUACCUCUAUGUCCUACAGUCAGUUACCUUGAAUCUCCAGGAGCCCCGCAUGAGGACGCCUCUGGACUGUUGCAGCCAGGAACAAAGAGACAUCCUUCACGGUCUGAGGCAGGCAGCGUUCGAGACGGAAAGCGAGAACAGUCUGAGUCACGAACGCCGGCGUUCGCUCUGUGCUAAAGAGUUCAGGAAACUGGGCUUUUCUAAUAAUAGUAACCCCGGUCAGGACUUGUCACGAACGCCUCCUGGUCUCUUAGCUUUGGACACCAUGUAUUACUUUGCCGCGCGUUAUCCCGAUGCCUACAGCAGGUUCGUCUUGGAGAACAGCAGUCGAGAGGACAAACACGAGUGUCCCUUUGCCAGGAGCAGCAUCCAGCUCACGCUCAUCCUGUGUGAAAUCCUUCGGAUCGGAGAGCCACCCUCGGAGACGGGAUCCGACUACCACCCCAUCUUCUUCAGUCAGGACCGGCUGAUGGAGGAGCUUUUCUGCGUCUGCAUUCAGCUGCUCAACAAGACCUGGAAAGAGAUGAGAGCCACACAGGAAGACUUUGACAAGGUGAUGCAGGUGGUGAGGGAGCAGAUCACCAGGACUCUGUCGAGUAAGCCGACCUCCUUGGAGCUCUUCAAGAACAAAGUUAACGCUCUCAACUACAGCGAGAUCCUCAAACUGCGGCAGACGGAACGACUGCACCAGGAAGAGACUCUGGCUCCACCUGUGCUUGAACUCAAAGAGCGGCUGAAGCCGGAGCUGCUCGAGUUGAUCCGGCAGCAGAGACUCAACAGGCUGUGUCAGGGCACGAUGUUCAGGAAGAUCAGCAGCCGCCGCAGACAGGAUAAACUGUGGUACUGUCGCUUGUCGCCCAAUCACAAAAUGCUUCACUACGGCGAUGUGGAGGAAGACACGGAGAAUCCACCAAUAGAAACACUGCAGGAGAAGAUUCCAGUCGCAGAUAUCAAAGGCUUGCUGACGGGUAAAGACUGUCCUCACAUGAAGGAGAACAAAGGCAAACAGAAUAAGGAGGUCCUCGACCUGGCGUUCAGCAUCACGUACGACGUAGAGGAGUACAGCCUGAACUUCAUCGCCCCGUCCAGAACCGACUUCUGCCUGUGGACGGACGGACUGAGCGUGCUCCUCGGCCGGGAGAUGAGCAGCGAAUCGAUGCGGAGUGAGCUGGAGAUCCUCCUGUCUAUGGAGAUUAAGCUCCGCCUCCUAGAUCUGGAGAACGUUCCCAUACCCGACAACGCUCCGGUCGUUCCCAAACCUCCGAGCAACUUCAACUUCUGCUACGACUUCAGCCAGACGGAACAAUGAGCGCGUGACUGUGUAAAUAUGUGUGUGUGAAACGAGACGUUUGUGUGGGCGGAGCUGUGCGUGCACGCGCUCGUCAUCUUAAUCACAGAUUUAUAACUUUGACGCUUGAGUUUUCUUAUUUUAAACAUCCAAGUGAAACGAGUGACGCACGUCUGCACUGAAAGCUUCACACAGGUACUGAGCAAAAUGUAAUUCAAUACUUUUUAAUAUAACCACUCAAGUAAUGGUACUUUACACUUGUUUUACAAUCAUUUUAUAUUUUUGAAUUCUCUAAAUGUGUGUGAGGAACACUCGCGUGGAAAGGCUUUUUUAAAGAGGGCAUUAACUACAACACGGUACGUCAUUUAUUCUGCAGCACAUCAAACACACACAGCAGGUGUUCAGUGUUACACAGGACGCAGCUUCAUGCACCUGCAGCCACUCGUCUUCAUAUGGACCUCAGCAGCUCUGCAGCAGAGAUGCAUUAAAUGAUUUUUAAUCGUUGUUGCAAACAGGCACAUGUCCCUCUGUCACAAUCACACGGUACAUGCAGUGGAUGACUUUUGGCUUUUUGGAUCAAAUUUCAUUGUAACUUUAAAACUGAUGCUUUUUGUCCACGGCGCUCAGUGGCGCCACCUGGAGGAGCUACCGGGGAACUGACAGCUUUCAUUUUCAGUCUUUCUGUAAGGGGGUUGAUUUCAGCACAGCUGCUCCACACUGACACACUGACCUCUGUCCACGUUGAAUCAUGUGCUUUGAUUUAAUUCACAUGAAUAAAAACAUUUGAUUUAUACAGCAAAAAAA
Molecule: messenger RNA, 2858 nt
Organism: Neolamprologus brichardi
Lineage: Eukaryota; Metazoa; Chordata; Actinopteri; Cichliformes; Cichlidae
Source: RefSeq, a predicted model, not a curated record